GCGCGGGUCGCAGCCUGUCCUCCCCUUCGCUGAGCCCCGCAUCCAGCGCAGCCUUCCCGGGAAGCGCGGCUGCCGCUCGCGAGCGCUGCCUUGCCCUGCCCUGCCUAGUCCAGCCCUUUAGCCGCGCGUCCAGGUGCCCGCGGCCCGCGGCCACAGCCUUGCUGCGCUAUAGCGCACGGAGCAUGUGCAGACCCUCAGGCGCCGAAGUGCUCUCUGCCCCGGGGGGCUUCUGGCAGUGGUGACUGACUGUCACACCUAAAGAGACCUUUCGGGGGCUCUCGCCGCGCCUCUGCGUCGCGGGGGGACACUGCGGUGCUUGCGAUCAGAGCGACAGCUGCCUCUCGCCGAAGACGUCCUGGGCUGAGUGCGCCCUCCCUCUCUUCCUCGUAUCGCUCUUUCCCUCCCAUCCGCGGUUACUAGCCCCUUAGCUCGCCGGAUCACACCCGCAACCUCUAAGGAGCGGGAGGCGUGGGUCCCUGCCACCCCUCUUCGAGCGGGGCCUCCUCACUUCGGAGAUGCAAUGACAAGUUAAUAUGGGCGUCCAAGCCUCGGGGUCCCAGGAGGAGAAUCGCAAGAGGCAACAGCACCUGAACGCCCAGAGCCCUUGAACAGGCCACCCAGGAGGGGCGUGAAACCCGGCGGCAGCAUCCGUCCAGGUGGGACCGGCUGAGCGCCGCGCGAUCAGUCCUCCGCCGGGUUCCCGCACCGCCAAGGCCAGCUCGUCCGAUUGCUCCGAGAUCCCCGACCCGGGGAUUUUUUCUUUUUUUUUUCUUUCCCUCGGCUGGUGGUGGGCGCCUCUCGGGCCGAAGCCCGGCGCCUGCUCUGCUGCCCGCGCUGCCUUUAGCGGUCGCCUCCGCUGCCGCUUCCAGGGACGUGCUGGGAAAGCCGAAGCCCCGGGAGAAGAUGCCGGCCAUCCUGGUGGCCUCCAAAAUGAAGUCGGGACUGCCCAAACCCGUGCACAGCGCCGCGCCCAUCCUGCACGUGCCCCCAGCCCGGGCGGGCCCCCAGCCUUGCUAUCUCAAGUUGGGAAGCAAGGUGGAGGUGAGCAAGACCGCCUACCCUAGCCAGAUCCCCCUGAAAUCGCAGGGGCUGCAGGAGCCGGCGGGGGAGGGGCUCCCGCUGCGGAUGAGCGGCUCGGUGGAAAACGGGUUCGAUACCCAGAUCUACACGGAUUGGGCCAAUCACUAUCUAGCCAAAUCAGGCCACAAGCGUCUCAUUAAGGAUCUCCAGCAAGAUGUGACGGACGGUGUCCUCCUAGCCCAGAUUAUCCAGGUUGUAGCAAAUGAGAAGAUCGAAGACAUCAAUGGCUGUCCGAAGAACAGAUCGCAAAUGAUUGAAAACAUAGAUGCCUGCUUGAAUUUCCUGGCAGCUAAAGGAAUCAACAUCCAGGGACUCUCUGCGGAAGAGAUCAGGAAUGGAAAUCUCAAGGCCAUCCUAGGCCUCUUCUUCAGCCUCUCCCGGUACAAGCAGCAGCAGCAGCAGCAGCCGCUGCCGCCCCAGAAGCCACACCUUCCCUCGCCACUGCCGCCCGCCGGGUCCCAGGCGGCAGGGGCCCCCUCCCAGUGCCAGGCUGGCCCUCCUCAGCAGCAGGUGCCAGCCACCCCCCAAGCCCUGUGCCAGCCUCACCAACCAGCGCCGCAUCAGCCGUCAAAAGCACAAGCCGAGAUGCAGUCCAGUGCAUCUUCCAAGGACUCAUCACAAAGCAAAAUCAUCCGCUUCACUCUGGGUCAGAAAAAGAUCUCUAGACUUCCAGGUCCUACCGCGAGGGUAUCCGCUGCAGGCAGCGAGGCCAAGACACGCGGAGGGUCAGCCACUGCUAACAACCGACGGAGCCAGAGCUUUAACAACUAUGACAAGUCUAAACCGGUCACUUCCCCACCCCCACCAUCAAGCAGCCACGAGAAAGAGCCUUUGGCGAGCCCGGCAUCCUCCCACCCCGCAAUGAGUGAAGAUGCACCCGCUGCUUUGGAGGGGGGCGGCGGGUGUGGCCCUGCUAGCUGCAGCGCCUCCUCGGCCAUCCCCCAGCCCGGCUCGGCCUCCAAGCCCUGGCGCAGCAAGUCGGUCAGCGUGAAGCACAGCGCCGCAGCCGCCGCGCUCUCGGUCAAGCCGCCCACACCGGAGCCCCCCCGGCCCGCCCCUGAAGCCCUGAAGCCAGCCCCCAACAAUCAGAGGUCGAUGCUGGAAAAACUAAAACUUUUCAACAGCAAGGGGGCCUCCAAGGCGGGCGAGGGCCCGGGGUCGCGGGACACGAGCUGCGAGCGGCUGGAGAUCCUGCCCAGCUUCGAGGAGAGCGAAGAGAUGGAGGCGGGCGGCCGCCCGCUGUCGGCGGCCGGUCCCCCGUCCAACAGCCCCAAGAUCGCCCUCAAGGGCAUCGCCCAGAGGACUUUCAGCCGGGCGCUGACCAACAAGAAGAGCUCCCCAAAAGGCAGUGAGAAGGAAAAGGAGAAACAACAGCGCGAGAAGGAGAAAAGCAAGGACCUCACCAAGAGAGCCUCGGUGACAGAGAGGCCGGACCUCAGAGAGGGGCCGAGAGAAGACCCCAGCGGGGCCGCCCUGACCGAGAUGCCCAAAAAGUCCUCCAAGAUUGCCAGCUUCAUCCCCAAAGGGGGGAAGCUCAACAGUGCCAAGAAGGAGGCCCCGGCCCCUUCCCACAGCGGGAUACCAAAACCAGGGAUGAAGAGCGUGCCCGGGAAAUCCCCAAGUGCCCCCACGCCUUCCAAGGACGGGGAGCGAGCCCGGGGUGGGAAGCCAACCUCAGGGCUCCCCCAGCAGAAGCCCCCGCUGGACGGCAGGCACUCCAGCUCCUCCUCCAGCCUGGCAUCCUCGGAAGGAAAAUGCCCCGGAGGGACCGGCCUGAACCACAGCAUCAGCAGCCAGACUGUCAGUGCGUCCGUGGGGACCACCCAGACCACAGGAAGCAAUACUGUCAGUGUCCAGCUACCUCAGCCCCAGCAGCAAUACAGCCACCCCAACACUGCCACCGUGGCGCCUUUCCUGUACAGGUCCCAGACAGACACCGAAGGGAAUGUUACUGCCGAAUCCAGCUCAGGGGGUGUGACCAUGGAGCCCAGCCACUACACCAAGAGUGGACAGCCUGCCCUGGAGGAACUCACUGGGGAGGAUCCCGAGGCUCGGCGACUGCGGACGGUGAAGAAUAUUGCUGAUCUGCGGCAGAAUUUGGAGGAGACCAUGUCCAGUUUACGGGGAACUCAGGUUACACACAGCACGUUGGAAACCACGUUUGACACCAAUGUCACCACGGAGAUCAGUGGGCGCAGUAUCCUCAGCUUGACGGGCAGACCCACUCCCCUGGCCUGGAGGCUCGGCCAGUCCAGCCCCCGGCUGCAGGCGGGAGACGCCCCCUCCAUGGGCAAUGGGUACCCUCCCCGAGCCAACGCCAGCCGCUUCAUCAACACCGAGUCGGGCCGCUACGUGUACUCUGCCCCCCUGCGGAGGCAGCUGGCCUCCAGGGGCAGCAGCGUCUGCCACGUGGAUGUCUCGGACAAGGCGGGAGAUGAGAUGGACCUGGAGGCCAUCAGCAUGGACGCGCCUGGCUACAUGAGCGACGGGGACGUGCUGAGCAAGAACAUGCGGGCGGACGACAUCACCAGCGGGUACAUGACCGAUGGUGGACUUGGCCUCUACACCCGCCGUCUGAACCGGCUCCCUGAUGGGAUGGCUGUGGUGCGAGAGACCCUGCAAAGAAAUACCUCCCUGGGCCUCGGAGACGCUGACAGCUGGGAUGACAGCAGCUCCGUCAGCAGCGGGAUCAGUGACACCAUAGACAACCUCAGCACGGAUGACAUCAACACCAGCUCCUCCAUCAGCUCCUACGCCAACACGCCUGCCUCCUCGCGCAAGAACCUGGAUGUGCAGACUGACGCCGAGAAACACUCACAGGUGGAGAGGAGUUCCCUGUGGUCCAGCGAGGAUGUCAAGAAGUCAGACGGGGGCUCAGACAGCGGCAUAAAGAUGGAGCCGGGGUCGAAGUGGAGGCGGAACCCGUCUGACGUGUCUGAUGAGUCCGACAAAAGCACGUCAGGCAAGAAGAACCCCGUCAUCUCACAGACAGGCUCGUGGCGGCGAGGCAUGACGGCUCAGGUCGGCAUCACCAUGCCAAGGACGAAGCCGGCUGCCCCGACAGGCACGCUCAAGACCCCCGGAACCGGAAAAACAGACGAUGCAAAAGUGUCUGAGAAAGGAAGGCUGUCACCCAAAGCCGCCCAGGUGAAGCGCUCCCCAUCAGAUGCCGGCCGCAGCAGUGGUGAUGAAUCCAAGAAGCCCCUCCCCAGCAGCUCCAGGACGCCCACUGCCAACGCCAACAGCUUUGGGUUCAAGAAGCAGAGUGGCUCUGCCGCUGGUCUGGCCAUGAUCACAGCCAGUGGGGCCACGGUCACCAGCAGGUCAGCCACACUCGGCAAAAUCCCAAAGUCAUCCGCGCUUGUCGGUCGGUCCACUGGUCGGAAGACGAGCAUGGACGGGGCUCAGAAUCAGGACGAUGGGUAUCUGUCUCUCAGCUCCCGGACGAACUUACAGUACCGGAGUCUGCCAAGGCCCAGCAAGUCUACCAGCCGGAAUGGGGCCGGGAACAGGUCUAGUACCAGCAGCAUAGAUUCCAACAUCAGCAGCAAGUCAGCCGGCCUGCCAGUGCCCAAGCUGAGGGAGCCUUCCAAAACAGCCCUGGGCAGCUCUCUGCCAGGUCUGGUCAACCAGACGGAUAAGGAGAAAGGCAUCUCUUCCGACAACGAGAGCGUGGCUUCCUGUAACUCGGUGAAGGUGAACCCGGCACCCCAGCCUGUGUCCAGUGCGGCUCAGGCCACUCUCCAGCCAGGGGCCAAGUACCCUGAUGUGGCCUCUCCCACGCUCCGCAGACUCUUUGGUGGGAAGCCUACCAAGCAAGUGCCCAUCGCCACAGCCGAAAACAUGAAAAACUCGGUGGUCAUCUCCAACCCUCAUGCCACCCUGAGCCAGCAGGGUAACUUAGAGUCCCCCUCGGGCAGCGGCGUCCUGAGCAGCGGGAGCAGCAGCCCUCUCUACAGUAAGAACGUGGACAGCACCCAGUCCCCGCUGGCCUCCAGCCCCAGCUCUGCCCACUCGGGCCCCUCCAACAGCCUCACCUGGGGCACGAACGCCAGCAGCUCCUCGGCCGUGAGCAAGGACGGCCUGGGCUUCCAGUCGGUCAGCAGCCUCCACACCAGCUGCGAGUCUAUUGACAUCUCCCUGGGCAGCGGAGGGGCGCUGAGUCACAACUCCUCCACCGGCCUCAUCGCUGCCUCCAAGGACGACGCCCUCACCCCCUUUGUUAGAACCAACAGUGUGAAGACCACACUGUCGGAAAGCCCUCUCUCUUCCCCUGCCGCUAGCCCUAAGUUCUGCAGAAGUACUCUGCCCCGGAAACAGGACAGUGACCCGCACCUUGAUAGGAACACUUUGCCUAAAAAAGGACUCAGGUAUACCCCCACCUCCCAGCUCCGCACACAAGAAGAUGCAAAAGAAUGGUUACGGUCCCACUCUGCAGGAGGCUUGCAGGACACCACCGCCAACUCCCCUUUCUCCUCUGGCUCCAGUGUAACUUCUCCUUCUGGAACAAGAUUCAACUUUUCUCAGCUGGCGAGUCCCACCACCGUCACCCAGAUGAGCUUGUCCAACCCGACCAUGCUGAGGACCCACAGCCUCUCCAAUGCCGACGGGCAGUAUGACCCGUACACCGACACCCGCUUCCGCAACAGCUCCAUGUCCCUGGACGAGAAGAGCAGAACCAUGAGCCGCUCAGGCUCAUUCCGGGAUGGGUUUGAGGAAGUUCAUGGAUCCUCACUCUCCUUGGUUUCCAGCACGUCAUCAAUUUAUUCUACACCAGAAGAAAAAUGCCAGUCAGAGAUUCGCAAACUACGGCGGGAACUGGAUGCCUCCCAAGAAAAAGUUUCUGCUUUGACCACCCAGCUGACAGCAAAUGCUCACCUCGUGGCAGCCUUUGAGCAGAGUCUCGGAAACAUGACCAUCAGGCUCCAAAGCUUAACCAUGACGGCUGAGCAGAAGGAUUCAGAACUGAAUGAGUUAAGAAAAACCAUUGAGUUGCUGAAGAAACAGAACGCAGCUGCCCAGGCUGCCAUUAAUGGAGUAAUUAACACCCCAGAGCUCAAUUGCAAAGGGAAUGGAACCUCCCAGGCCACAGACCUCCGCAUCCGCAGGCAGCACUCCUCCGACAGCGUCUCCAGCAUCAACAGCGCCACCAGCCACUCCAGCGUGGGCAGCAACAUAGAGACCGAUUCAAAGAAGAAGAAGAGAAAGAACUGGGUCAAUGAGUUACGCAGCUCCUUCAAGCAAGCCUUCGGGAAGAAGAAGUCCCCCAAGUCAGCGUCCUCCCAUUCAGACAUUGAGGAGAUGACGGAUUCUUCUCUGCCUUCCUCACCGAAGCUACCACACAAUGGAUCCACGGGCUCCACUCCCCUGCUGCGAAACUCUCACUCCAAUUCUCUCAUUUCGGAGUGCAUGGACAGCGAAGCUGAGACGGUCAUGCAGCUCCGAAACGAGCUGAGAGACAAGGAGAUGAAGCUGACCGACAUCCGCCUGGAAGCCCUCAGCUCUGCCCACCAGCUGGACCAGCUGCGGGAGGCCAUGAACAGGAUGCAGAGUGAAAUAGAGAAGCUGAAGGCUGAGAAUGACCGGCUGAAGUCAGAGUCUCAAGGCAGUGGCUGCAGCCGGGCGCCCUCCCAGGUGUCCCUGUCCGCCUCCCCCAGGCAGUCCCUGGGGCUCUCCCAGCACAGCCUGAAUCUCGCCGAGUCCAGCAGCCUGGACAUGUUGCUGGAUGACGCUGGUGAAUGCUCGGCUCGGAAGGAAGGAGGCAGGCAUGUUAAGAUAGUUGUCAGCUUUCAGGAGGAAAUGAAGUGGAAGGAGGAUUCCAGACCACACCUCUUCCUCAUUGGCUGCAUUGGAGUCAGUGGCAAGACGAAGUGGGACGUGCUUGAUGGGGUUGUUAGACGGCUCUUCAAAGAGUACAUCAUUCACAUUGACCCAGUGAGUCAGCUGGGGCUGAACUCGGACAGCGUCCUUGGCUACAGCAUCGGGGAUGUCAAGCGCAGCAACACCUCCGAGACCCCCGAACUGCUUCCCUGUGGCUACCUGGUGGGGGAGAACACGACCAUCUCCGUGGCGGUCAAAGGGCUCGCGGAAAACAGCCUGGACUCGCUGGUGUUCGAGUCCCUGAUUCCCAAGCCCAUCCUGCAGCGUUAUGUGUCCCUGCUCGUGGAGCACCGGCGCAUCAUCCUCUCGGGGCCCAGCGGCACCGGGAAAACCUACCUGGCCAACCGGCUGUCAGAGUACCUGGUGCUCCGGGAGGGGCGCGAGCUGACCGACGGGGUCAUCGCCACCUUCAACGUGGACCACAAGUCCAGCAAGGAAUUGCGCCAGUACCUGUCCAACCUCGCCGACCAGUGUGCCAGCGAGAACAACGCCAUGGACAUGCCUCUUGUCAUCAUCCUGGACAAUCUGCAUCACGUCAGCUCCCUGGGCGAGAUCUUCAACGGGCUGCUCAACUGCAAGGACCACAAAUGCCCUUACAUAAUUGGCACGAUGAACCAGGCUACCUCUUCUACUCCCAACUUGCAGCUUCAUCACAACUUCAGGUGGGUGCUUUGUGCCAACCACACGGAGCCCGUGAAGGGUUUCCUGGGCCGGUUCCUGCGGCGGAAGCUCAUGGAGACGGAGAUCAGUGGGCGGAUGCGGAACGUGGAGCUGGUGAAAAUCAUCGACUGGAUUCCCAAGGUCUGGCAUCACCUCAACCGCUUCCUGGAGGCGCACAGCUCCUCGGACGUCACCAUAGGCCCCCGGCUCUUCCUGUCGUGUCCCAUCGACGUGGAUGGUUCCAGGGUGUGGUUCACCGACCUGUGGAACUACUCAAUCAUCCCCUACCUCCUGGAAGCCGUCAGAGAAGGACUCCAGCUGUAUGGAAGGCGGGCCCCCUGGGAGGAUCCCGCCAAGUGGGUGAUGGACACCUAUCCUUGGGCGGCCAGCCCACAGCAGCACGAGUGGCCCCCUCUCCUGCAGCUCCGGCCCGAGGAUGUUGGCUUCGACGGCUACUCCAUGCCUCGGGAGGGGUCAACCAGCAAGCAGAUGCCCCCCAGUGACACUGAAGGAGACCCGCUGAUGAACAUGCUCAUGAGGCUGCAGGAGGCCGCGAACUACUCCAGCCCCCAGAGCUACGACAGCGACUCCAACAGCACCAGCCACCAGGACGACAUCCUGGACUCGUCCCUGGAGUCUACUCUGUGACGGGGGCCGGGACCCGGAGCCCGCCCUCCUCCCUGUCCAAGCUCCCCCAUCCUCCUCGCCCUGCACCGGCCUCCCCCGUGCCCCCCAAAGACGCCCUCCUGAGCCAGCCCCCGGCCGCUGCGUGAGCGCUGCGGGGAGCCCCACGCCCCUCCUCGUCCUCCAGCCUUGACCUGGGUGCAGACGCCCUGGGCUGGCUGCCUCGGGCCCGCGUCCUUCACAGCGAAAACUGCACUAUCUUCCGUUUUCAUUACGGUUCUGCCUUGUUGCCGUGACCUCGGAGAGAUACUUCUCGGGAAAGGACCAUCACCGUUGAAACGAGAAGGUGGAAAACAGCAACAACAACAAACCCUUUUGAAGCUCUGAGACCAAGCAGCCUCCUUGCCCUGAGCUGCCCGGAGAUGGAAGCAGAGUUGGAAACGGAGACAGCCCGGGUCCACCCUCCCCCCCACCCCCAACCCCGCCGAUGCUGUUCCACCCUGCCGACGCCCUUCCACCCCGCCGGCCCCAGAGAGACCCGGUGCCCGCCGGGGUCCUUGCUCUGGACGCCCUCAGCAAACCGCAGAGCCACAUCACAGGGCAACCUUAGUAAAAGCAAACCGUGCUUUCUCUUCUGUUUGUUUUCGAAAUGGUGCUCUCCUUACCCGAGAGGUAUUCCGCCUGUCCCAGCUCACCCCCACCUCUCAGAUCUGUCAGCCUCCGGUUCAUCCUCCAGCGAGAGUGUGCGGCCGAGUGGACGCGGCUGUAAAGGCCGAGCUGCAUGUGUCCGAGUCCUUCUCCCACGGAAACACGUCUGGUCUUGUUCCUGCUAACACUGUGUACAGUCAGAACUGGUCUACCUUGGCGAACCCAUCACCUCCUUUGAAAAUGAGGUCGACUUCUUCCUUUCUGACUCUUGAUUUUGAAGGUUUUUUUUUUUUUUUUUUUCCCCUCUCCUCCCCCUCAUGGUCAGAAUCCAUCCUUUGGUGAACGUGAGAACCGCAGGAGUUAGCUUUUGGUUUGGUCCUGCUGAGUUUUGGUUUUCAGUUGUCCAUCUUCACGGUUCUACACACUCGCCGCCUCCUGCUGGGGCUGCUGUCGCUGCACCCUUGAAGGUGGGGCCAGCACCCCAUCCUCAGCGUGUGGCUGGGCGGGACCUUGCCUUUCCUCCUCCUCCCUGAGGCUACAGGACGCAUGUCGACACCUCCAGCGUGCCAGCCCCCAGCCUCAGGGCCGGGGUGGGAGGUCACCUCGCAAAACACUUGCACUUUCCCCAGUACCAACGGGACAUCACACAAGUCAACAGGCGGGGGUGGCCGCCCCCUUCCAGAAGCCGCAGCCUCUGGUGAUGAGUCUUGCCUGACCUCUUCGGUGCUGACCUUCCCAAAGCGAUGCCUUACUGGUUUUGUAUUCACCGUGAUCAUUGUUGAGUGUUGUGCCUGCCUGGGGUCUGUUUUUCUGUUUUCCACAUCAGAGCAAACAGGGCUAACAAGUCAUGUACUCACUAGGAGAACUCAGUUAAUGUGACUUUUCUCAUCUGAAAGACUCUUUCGUGUGGAUGCACGACUAUGAAAAUGAAAAAGGAAAAAAAAAAAUCGUUUUUUUUUUUUUUAGGUUCUUAUCAGCUAACACCCUGACUAGACAGCAAUCUGUCUUGUGCAGGAAAAGGCAAAAGUUCCCGCAGUGUUACAUGGCAUUGCCGAGUCAUGCUCUGCUGGUACGUGUCUUCAACGUGCUGAUAUUUUCUCUACAGAGUGUGGUCAGUCUUUGAGUCAUUUGUUUGUUUUAUUUUUAUCAGACCCCCAGGGGGGGUUUCUCUAUUAAUGAUCAGGGUUUUUAACUCCAUUUUUUUUUUACAUUUCUGUUUCCAAACGUCCCUCUCCCAAACAUGUUAUUUUCUUCCCACAAGAGCUUGACCUGAAAGCACUCACGUGACAUUGGAUGACACCAUUUACUUCCUCUUUAAAAUGAAAAGUGAACUGUGUCCCACUAACAGGUGAAUGGCAAACCUCUUGACGUGCUCUUUUCUUUAAUCUUAAUUUAAAAAAGUCUUAGCAGACUGGGUUCUGCUAAGCCUUCCUGAGUCACCUGGGUGUGUGAGUGUGUCUUACUCUGUUUUGUUUUUCAUAAAAUGUUCAAAGCAUGUAUUUUAGCCUGUGACCUCGGGGCCACCACCCUGAGCCUUCUGUGUAACCUGAAGAACAGUCCUCCUCAGUCUUGUCUCCCAGCGAUGACCUUAUACGCUCAUACUGUGAAUUUGGGAGGAGGCACAAUGGACUACUCCUCCUCGUGGGCAGUUUUCCCAGUCACGUGGUGAGUAGACACCUGCCAAUAUCCUUUGAAACGUUUCUUUUGACGACUCCCUCUUCACUCUUUCUUUCUUGCCCGACCCCACAGACUUCCCUCCCACCGGGGCUGGGCCCAGCACGGAGACCGCUGUCCCUGGUGCUGCCUGGCAACCACGUGGUGGUGUCAAGGAGCGGAGCCCUGCACGAUUCACAGCUCGAUUCACAGCUCGGUGUCUUUCCUAACGUUUCGGGAAGCAGGGUUGUCUGAUAUGCACAUUUCUUACUUUAGUCCUGCUUUCCUUUUGUGUCGCUCACCUUUGACAAAGUGACUUUGUGCUUAUUUAGGGCUCUGUCCGAAAUGCUUCCAUUUUUGCCUUUUUCUACAGUUAGGCUAAUUUUGAAAAUGUCUGAAAUUCUAUGCAACAUUUGUGUUGAGUUACCGAUGGAAGCCAAAAGUUUUCUUCCCAAACUGCCGAGAAUUUUACAGGCCAUAAAUGAGAUGGGAAUUCCUUUUAAUUUAAGGAGGUGGGUGGGACAGGGGUGGGACACGGAACGAGACUUACCUAGAUCUUUGUUGUAAUCUUGGGGACAUUUUUUUAUUUUAUUGUUGAUGCUUAAACUUCAAAAUUCUGUGUAUUCAGAUUUGAUCGUGGCGAAUCUACUUCAAAAGAAAAAUAAAUAAUCCAACUUUGUGGAUAUGAAAUGAAAGGUUUGCUGUUUUGAUCUAGUUGUUUCCAGUGGAGCAGUUUAUGAAAUAUGUUCUAUAAGAUGUACAUUUUUUCAUUGUAACAUAGAAAUUGUAAAUAAUUGAUUAAAGUGCUGCAUUUUGAUGAAUUUUUUCUAGCCAUUUUUAAAGAGAAAACUAGGAAUUGAGUAUUUUGUGUACGGUAUGUUUCCUUCCUCCCUCCCUCCCUCCCUCCCUAUUUAAUUUUCAUUUAUCAUGAGGUUUUUGGAUUUGCCAAUGAUCUGCCGGAGAUCAUGCCCCACGUCAUAGAGAAUAAAGCUGAUGAUUGUACCAGUCUUAAAUUAUUCAUGAUUCAAUAAAAUUGAUGCUUAUUUAUUCA
This is a messenger RNA of Bubalus bubalis (water buffalo), 11596 nucleotides long. It is a transcript of the gene NAV2, whose product is annotated as neuron navigator 2. The record is from RefSeq and is a predicted model, not a curated record. Gene Ontology annotation, molecular function: ATP hydrolysis activity; ATP binding; protein binding. NCBI's taxonomy places the organism in Eukaryota, Metazoa, Chordata, Mammalia, Artiodactyla, Bovidae. The transcript is spliced from 40 exons. Gene Ontology annotation, biological process: nervous system development; neurogenesis. Bases 904 to 8268 code for a protein of 2454 amino acids.